AUGCCGGAGAUUCAGAGUUACCUCUCCCCUCAGAGCACAGAGCAUUUACGCAGCUCCAACGGAGUCAGCCAGGAGAGGCUAGGUGAUGCGAAAGACGACAUGAGUGACCUGCAAGUGAACGGGAACGCUGGUCAUUAUGCUCUGGAUGUAGAGGAGGUUGAAGAAGACUCUAGUGCGCAGCUUAACAUGCGUGGAGUUUUUCUGCAUGUUUUUGGAGAUGCCUUAGGCUCAGUAAUUGUGGUAGUGAAUGCCUUGCUCUUUUAUGGGUUGUGGAAUCCAUGCCCCAAAGAUGGGCCCUGCUUUAAUCCAUGUAUCAAUAACCACUGCAUGGAAAAUGCUACUUUAUUCCAAACACUUGGCAGAGCAAACAAGUCUGAGCAAGAGAGCGUUACGGUGGCGGGUCCAUGCUGGUUGCUAUAUUUAGAUCCUGUCCUUUGUUUGAUAAUGGUUUGUAUACUCCUUUACACAACUUACCCAUUACUUAGGGAGUCAGCCCUUAUACUUCUACAGACUGUUCCCAAACAGAUAGAUGUUCAUUCUUUGAACUCAAAAUUACGUACCCUUGAAGGGGUUGAAGCUGUCCAUGAAUUACACAUUUGGCAGCUAGCAGGCAGUAGGAUCAUUGGCACUGCUCACAUAAAGUGUCCUGACCCUUCCACCUACAUGAUGGUGGCAAAGCGCAUAAAAGAGAUCUUUCAUGACGAAGGGAUUCACGCAACUACCAUUCAGCCCGAGUUUGCCAGCGUUGGCUCUGAAUCGGGGAGAGGGAAAUGCGCGUUUCCUUGCAGGACUCAGUGUGCUCUGAAGCAGUGUUGCGGAACGGGAGAAGAUAGUACUGCAAAGAAGACAGAAAAAUCUUCGUCACUUAGUAUUUCUUGUUCAGAAGUUGUCAUUGAAUUUCCAAAAACUAGGAGGACUAAGUCGGAGAGCAUCCCUUCAGUUAAGCUAGAGGCAAACACCGAUCAAAACGAGCAGUUUGAAUCAUCUUUGUAACUCCCCGAAUGGUGCUGCCCGAGUUUUGGUGACUUUGACAACAGCUGUAUUGCAAGAGGAAGAGACGGACGUUGGAGAUGCAAUUUUGCCAAAUAGUGUAAUUGCUGAAGUCCUUGUUCUUGUCACAUUGCUAAAUCUAGAACGCUUGUUUUGAAGAAUUUCACUGUCGUGAUACAAUGUGUUUGUGAUGACUUUGUACUGAGACAGACAGAAAGUGCGCCAAUGCUGUAACAACUUCAGAAAACCAGUUUCAGCAUUUCAGCAGAGACACUUUUUGCUGUGCUUCAGAUGAAAAUAUUUUUCCAGUGAAAAGGUAUUUGAGGGGUAAGCGUGUAGGAACUCAAUUUGUGUUACAGAUUUCUCGGGCCUACUCUUUCCUUUAAUAUUUGAUUUGUAGAUAUUUUAAUAUAUUGUUUAUUUAGAAGCCCUAAGGAAACCAAAGUUCAUAGAACAUUUUUUAAAGUUAUAACUACUUAAAACUGGAAACCACUUUGCAGUUUCACAUAUUUUUCUUAAACCUAUAUAAUAGUGAAUGUGAAGGCUUUUCUAAUGAAUUUAUCAUAUAGCAUAUUUUAAAGAGAACAUCGUGAUUGUUAGAAACUGUCCCCACUUUUACUGGUAAGGUAGCGAGGUAAUUAAAAUCAGCUGCUUGUGAAAAUACCAGAUGUGAAAGGGUUUUUUUUCUAUCAGAGUGGAAGUUCAAGCUGCUGUAUACUGCUCUCUGAUCAAGACGUGAGACUGACCGAUAAAGUAACGCAUACUUU
This is a messenger RNA of Opisthocomus hoazin, 1757 nucleotides long. RefSeq names its product solute carrier family 30 member 1 (gene SLC30A1). Gene Ontology annotation, cellular component: Golgi apparatus; membrane; endoplasmic reticulum. The record is from RefSeq and is a predicted model, not a curated record. NCBI's taxonomy places the organism in Eukaryota, Metazoa, Chordata, Aves, Opisthocomiformes, Opisthocomidae. Gene Ontology annotation, biological process: zinc ion transmembrane transport; intracellular zinc ion homeostasis; detoxification of zinc ion. Gene Ontology annotation, molecular function: calcium channel inhibitor activity; zinc ion transmembrane transporter activity.